Messenger RNA from Acytostelium subglobosum LB1, 1473 nucleotides. RefSeq lists its product as hypothetical. Bases 1 to 1473 code for a protein of 490 amino acids. Gene Ontology annotation, cellular component: cytoplasm; nucleus. The transcript has 5 exons. The record is from RefSeq and is a predicted model, not a curated record. Gene Ontology annotation, biological process: mRNA processing; regulation of mRNA stability. NCBI's taxonomy places the organism in Eukaryota, Evosea, Eumycetozoa, Acytosteliales, Acytosteliaceae. Gene Ontology annotation, molecular function: poly(A) binding; metal ion binding.
AUGGCUGAAACAUUAGGUGCAUUCAACUAUACCCCUGAGAAUAUCAACUUCAUCAUGGGGGAGAUAAAGAAUUAUAUCGGUUGUGAUGAUGUCCUCUCUGAGUACAUCAUUGUAAUGGUCAGGAACAACAAGUCAAAGAAAGAGAUCAUUGCAGAGUUGGCAGACUUUAUUGAUGGUGACUCUGAACCAUUUGUCAAUUGGUUAUGGAAUUUCAUUAGAUCCUACUUUGAACAGCAACAGCAACAAGCAGCACUAGCAUCAUCGACAUCAUCAUCGUUAUCGGCAAUGAGUGAUGGAAAUGGAGGUAGCAACAGUGCCCCAACUCCAAACGAUAGGAAACAGGAUCUGCCGUCAAAGCCAUCAUCAAAGCUCUUUGUCAAUGCUGUGAGACAGGCCACCGAGGACACCAAGAGCGCAUUGCAUCAGCACAACACAUCAAUGUCAGACUUUGACGACGACUCACACAAUGCCAGUGGCCAUCACAACCACAGCAGCAGUAGUAGGGGCAAUGACAGGAGGAGGGAUCGCGACAGACAUCAAAACAAGCAGCGAUCGUCACGACAUAACGACCGUGAGAGCGGUGAGAGAGGCAGCGACAGAGGUGGCGAGCGUGGAGGCAACAACAACAGAUACAACAACAAUUCAGACCUGUCAUCGUUCAAGGUGACAUUCAGCACGACUGAUCGCAAAAGGAAGAUCAAUGCCUCGGGCGAGAUGGAAGAGUCAGCUGAUCAGGCAGAGGUCGACACUGCAGUUCAAGUCGAUGAGGACGAGAACAACCACAACAACGCGCGCAACAACAAGAGAACCGACACAAAGACCAAGUGCCAGUUCUGGCCACUGUGCAAGAAUGGCACAACCUGUCCAUUCUAUCAUCCCACCAUUCAGUGCAACUUAUUCCCCAAGUGUCCAUAUGGUGAGAAGUGUUUAUAUAUCCAUCCCUCAAUUCCAUGCAAGUAUGGAGCAGGCUGUACAAAUAUGAGUUGUGCCUUCAAUCAUCCACAACGAUCAAUGAUGAUGUCAUCACCAUACGGUGGUGAAUAUGGAACGCCAUGUCGCAAUGGUUUCGCUUGUCCCAACAAGAAGCAUUGUUCAUUCCAACAUCCACCAGUCGCUUGUAAAUAUGGAGAGGGUUGUAUGUAUGGUGUCAAAUGUCCAUUUGGACAUGGUAAGCCAUGCAUGUAUGGUGCAAGUUGUGCCACUCCUGCAUGCAAGUUUGCCCAUCACACUGGCGCAGAGGCCACACCAAUAACUGUUGAAUGCAGAUUUGGAAAGGAGUGUACCAAUCCAAAUUGUAAGUUUGUUCAUUCAGAUAGGGAUGAGAGCAUGUCAACGACAACACCACCAAAUGAGUCUACUACUGCCGCCACCACUACGAACGAGGAGGUGAGCACCGAUGCUCUUUCAUCGACUCUACCACCAACACCACCUCAAACUGCACCAGCCGAUGAGGAGGCACAGAUGAGUGCCUAA